Molecule: messenger RNA, 2731 nt
Organism: Episyrphus balteatus (marmalade hoverfly)
Lineage: Eukaryota; Metazoa; Arthropoda; Insecta; Diptera; Syrphidae
Gene: Edem2
Product: ER degradation-enhancing alpha-mannosidase-like protein 3
Exons: 7
Coding region: 359-2704 (781 amino acids)
Biological process (GO): mannose trimming involved in glycoprotein ERAD pathway; endoplasmic reticulum mannose trimming; carbohydrate metabolic process
Cellular component (GO): endoplasmic reticulum; membrane
Molecular function (GO): calcium ion binding; mannosyl-oligosaccharide 1,2-alpha-mannosidase activity
Source: RefSeq, a predicted model, not a curated record
AAUGAAAAAAAAAAGUUGAAAUAAAAAAUUAUUUUUGCACCACCAAGAACUUGAAGUCGAGCGAAAACUCAAAAAUUAUCUCUCGUAUUCUUCUCGAUAAGUGAUAAAAAUUUAUAAAAAUUAAUCACACAAAUGUCCAAUCAAUCCGUAUUGAAAAAAUUAUUAUAAUUUUAUAAGAAAAAUUAAACUUGCAAAUAAUGAAAUUGAAUACGAGUCGGAAUAUUUAUAAAAGUUGUUGUUGUAGUUGGUUCUGUAAAAAUUUAUUUAAAUUAUUUUUUGUCGUGAGAAACUUCCAAAACAAUUUAUAAAUCAAAAAAAGUCGAAAGUUGUAUACAACCAAAAAAACACACAAAAAAAAAUGGGCCAACGACAAAACGAGCAACUUUGGGCUGCACUUUUUUUGGUCGGCAUCAUUGGCAUGUCUUUAGUCCUCGCUGAGUCGUCAAUUCCAACACAAAAUAUGUCCAAAAAGGAGCGCGACGAGCUAAAGGAAGAAGCACGAGAGAUGUUUUAUCAUGCGUACUACGCCUACAUGGAGAACGCCUAUCCCGCUGACGAACUGAUGCCAUUGUCAUGCAAAGGACGCUAUCGAGGCGUGACACCAUCCCGCGGGGAUAUGGACGAUAUUCUGGGCAAUUUCUCUAUGACCCUAGUUGAUUCGCUCGACACACUUGUUAUACUUGGUGACUUUGCUGAAUUCGAAAGUGCCGUCAAAUUGGUGAUCAAAGAUGUCCAAUUCGACAGUGACAUUAUUGUCUCCGUCUUUGAGACAAACAUUCGUAUGGUUGGUGGUUUGCUAUCAGCACACAUUCUCACCGAAUACAUUCAAAAGGAUCUUAAAAUAAUGCCCUGGUAUAAGGGCGAAUUACUUGAGAUGGCCCGAGAUCUGGGCUAUCGUUUGCUUCCAGCCUUCAACACCUCGACAGGCAUUCCACAUGCACGCGUCAAUUUGCGAACGGGCAUGAAAGACGAACAAUUGAAAAAAUCACGUGAAACAUGCACAGCGUGUGCGGGGACAAUUCUUCUAGAAUUUGCAGCACUCUCCCGAUUGACAGGAGAACCAAUUUUCGAAGCUAGAGCACAUGCUGCCAUGGAUGCUCUGUGGAAACUGAGACACAGAGGGUCUGAUUUAAUGGGAACCGUGAUGAAUGUUCAUUCGGGUGAUUGGGUGCGACGAGAUUCUGGCGUUGGAGCUGGAAUUGAUUCAUACUAUGAGUAUCUCUUUAAGUCAUAUGUUCUUCUGGGUGAUGACAAGUAUUUGGCGAGAUUCAAUCGCCACUAUAACGCAGUCAUGAAGUAUGUGAGUGAAGGUCCAAUGCUAUUGGAUGUACUAAUGCAUCGACCACAUGCUAAAUCAAGAAAUUUCAUGGAUUCACUGCUGGCAUUUUGGCCAGGGUUGCAAGUUUUAUCUGGUGAUCUUAAACCUGCAGUUCAAACCCAUGAGAUGCUUUACCAAGUCAUGCAAAUGCAUACUUUCAUUCCCGAAGCAUUCACAGUCGACUUCCAAAUACACUGGGGACAACACCACCUGCGACCUGAGUUCAUCGAAUCCACCUACUUCCUAUACAAAGCUACCAAUGAUCAUCAUUAUCUGCAGGUGGGCAAGAAGGCUCUCAAAACCCUUCAGAAACAUGCCAAAGUAAGUUGCGGAUAUGCAGCUGUGAAUGAUGUACGUACCGGCAAACACGAAGAUCGUAUGGAUUCGUUUGUCCUCUCGGAGACUUUCAAAUAUUUGUAUUUGCUGUUCUCCGAUCCAUCGGAUAUCAUAAUCAAUUUGGACGAAUUUGUAUUCACAACCGAAGCUCAUUUGCUGCCACUUUCGAUUGCACAACUGGGAAACAGUACUUUCAGCUUCCGUCAAACUGACGAACACAAUGUGCUUGAUUUUAUGCGCACAUGUCCCAGUUCCACAAAACUAUUUCCCGAAAAAGUACGAAAACCGUUGAGGAAUUUCAUCACAGGCUCCUGUCCACGAGCUCAAUCGAACAAACGCUUAAGAGCGUUGGAUUUUCAAGCGAGUAAUGCUGAUCACUUGCGAGCUGUUUAUGACAUGGGCAUUACAAUGGUUUCAUUAGGCGAUGGAAAGGUUCGACUGUUUCACAGUUUCUAUAAUGCCAAGAGUCCCGAAGAUGGUGAAAUGGGCCUUCUGUUUAUGCAAGAGAUGCUAGAGCUAACAAAGUUACAGAGUCUUAAUCAGUUGGCACAAUUACAGGCUGUGGCAUUCAAACCUGAUGACAGUGAAGAAUGGACAGCUUUAAUGGCUGGUCCUAGUCAUUUCUCCCCCGAACUAGUUGCCGAAGAAUUUGUUGAAGCAGAAAUCCUUGUGGCCAAUCCGUUGCGAGGAUGUACUGAUCUAAUUGACACUGGUGACAUUCGAGGGAAGAUUUUAGUUGUCGAACGAGGUGACUGCACGUUCGUCGAUAAAGCACGACGCGCCCAAACAGCUGGCGCUAAAGCUGUCAUAGUCUGUGAUAAUGUUCCUGGUUCUUCCGGUGAAACACAACCCAUGUUUGCAAUGUCUGGCGAUGGCAACAACAACGUAACCAUUCCAGUUGUGUUUAUGUUCUCUGUAGAAUACAAAACACUCGGCAGCGCCAUCGCCAAAAAUCCCAAUCUCAAGAUUCGCAUAAUGCAGAUGCUUGAGUUUAAGCGACAAAUGCAAAAGCAGUCGCAGUCAUCGAAAAAUACUAAAGUUGAAUUAUGAUAGAAUUAUCAUUAAAAAAAAAAACAA